Molecule: messenger RNA, 2697 nt
Organism: Pyricularia grisea
Lineage: Eukaryota; Fungi; Ascomycota; Sordariomycetes; Magnaporthales; Pyriculariaceae
Exons: 2
Coding region: 1-2697 (898 amino acids)
Molecular function (GO): protein binding
Source: RefSeq, a predicted model, not a curated record
AUGUCCCAGACUUCAACGCAGCCGCCAGCUAUCGCCGAUGGCACCAACUUCUUUAGUGUGGAACAGUGGGCUCCGUCGCAUGGGUAUCACGACUCGAUGGCGUCGUUGUUGAACUAUAUCCAAACCAAGCAGUUGAGUCCCACCAAAUCAGUUCGACAAGCAGCACCACAACCACUACAAAGGCAGAGGCAUGCGUCGAAACCCAAGACCACAUCGCAGAAACAACCUUCACGAUCGAGGCUCCUCACGACCUCGAAACCCCCACACAGGCCGUCCCGACCAAAGGCCAACACAUCGUGCCGUCGAACCUCCAUGACAGUGGUAAACCGCCCACGCAUCCUCGACAAGCCCGAGAUCCAAGCUCUGCGCCACGACCUCAACCACACACGCUGCCAUGGCAUAACCACCUCCACCACUACCAACACCACUACCAGCCUCAUGGCAGCCCGCGACCUGCACGCCGCCAUCGAAAGCCGAGACUUGGGCACCGUGUACGCCAUGCUGCGCUCCGGCGUCGACCCGAACCUAUCGCGGGGCGGCGUGAUCGUGACCAGCGCCUCGGGCCGGCCGUCGACCCCGACACCACGACGCCCAACAGCAGCAGCAGCAGCGACAUCAACAACAGGCGUGGUGGGCGUGACGCCGCUCCACCGGGCCUUCUCGGUCGGGUGUCUCGAGGCGGCCAUGUUCCUGGUGCUGGCGGGCGCGGACCUCGAGGCCAGCAACGCGGCGGGCGAGACGGCCGUGGUGCGCGCCGUGCGCUGCGAGUUUUCCGACGACUUUGUCGCGCUGUGCUGCGAGCUGGGCGCCGUCGUCGACGCGGCCGACCGCUCCGGCCGCUCCGCCCUGCACUACGCCGCCGGCCUCGUGCACCCCGACGUCAGCUGCCGCACCGUCCUGGCCCUGGCUGCCCACGGCGCCGACCUGGAUGCCAGGGACGCCGAGGGCAGGGCCGAGGUGGUGCUGCAGCUGGUGCGCCGCGGGGCCGACGUCGAGGCUGCGCUCCCUGGCGGUGCGACGCCCCUGCACCUUGCUGUUCUUCGGCGGAACGCGCAGAUAGUGAGGCUGUUGUGUGAGCACGGCGUCGAUGUCAACGGGCGAGGGGGCGUUGGUGGGAGUGGCGGGGGUUCAGGGGGUGAUUCCAAGGGGCCGACGCCGAAAACACCCCUUGUAUACGCUAUCGAAACAGGAUGCACUGAAAUCGUACGGAUCCUGCUGAAACACGGCGCCGAUGUCAACAUGCGCAGUAACAGCAGCGGCAACGAAACCGACGGCAGCGCCACAGUCCGCAACCCGAGCAACAGCAGCACCGCCAGCAAAGGCGGCACCUCCACACCAACCAACAGACCAAAGCCUGCAUCGCAGGCCGGCUCCUUCCCCCUCCUCGCCGCAGCACGCCUGGGCAACGCCACCGUGGUCGACCUGCUGCUCGCACAGGCCGCGGACCUGGGCCUGGCCGACGCGGACGGGCAAACGGCCCUGCACGCGGCGGCGGCGCACAACCACAUGGCCGUGGUGAAGCGGCUGGUGGCGGCGGGCGCGGCGGUGGGGGCGCUGCGCGCCGACGGAGCCACGCCGCUGCUGCUCGCCGUGCGGGCCGGCCACGAGGCGGUCGCGCGGUACCUCCUCCUGGGACCGGUGCCCGCGCCCGCGGAAAGCCCGGCGGACGAGGUUGACGCCUCCUGUGCCCCGGGGCCGACGGCGCUGUGGCACGCCGUGGACCGCGGGCACCACGAAAUGGCCAAGCUGCUCAUUGUGGACAGGGGCGCGGAUCCGUUGAGGGUCGUGGAUGCGUGGGGGUCCACGCCGUUGCACCAUGCGGCCAAGAAGGGGUUGGACGGGCUCGUGGAGCUCGUUCUUGACCGGAUGGCGGAGGGUCAUGGCGGGGGCGGGGAGAAACCGCGGGUGGUGGCGUUUGAUGCAGAAGUUUGUGUUGAUGGUAGUCGUCGCGGCGAUUCCACACCCUCGUCGGGGAAUGAGACAAAGGUCAAAGAGGUCAAGUCUUCAAUGGGUCAACAGAAACCCACUUCCAGGCCGAAACAGGAGCGCAAUUCAAGAAUAUGGGAUAUAGGAGACGCGAAGAAAACUACGAAAGCGAGCACAGCAGCAGAAGAACCCGUGAAACCAAACCCAAUAACCUCCACAACAACGACUACAGAAGCGCAAACAUCCAAGCUGUACGCAUCCCUCCUCCUCGCCGCAGCAGAAGGCGGAAACCUCUCGACGCUCAAGCUAGUCCUCGCCCGCCGCGGCCCAGCCUUCGCACUGACAGACCUACAGAGCGCCCAAAACGCCAUUGGAGACGGGAUCCUAGCCGUGGCGACGGCGCAUCCCGAGGUGCUGCGGUUCCUGCUCAGCUUCAAGACUCCCGACGACGGGGCUGUCACCGGGGCCAGCGGCAGCAGCAGCAUAUGGGCGGCAAUACUGGGGCGGCCACGCCGACCCCUCCUGGACGUCAAUCACGGCAACCGGCACGGGGCCACGGCUCUGCACUACGCGGCACUCCGGGGUCACAUCGAGGGCGCGCGGGUGCUGCUACAAAAGGGGGCCAGGCAGUCGGUGGUGACGGUGGAAAUCUACGACGGCGGCCUGGACGACUAUGCAGACAAGAGGGAUUACAAGCAGGGUACCCCUGCGGGUCUGGCAAGGCAGAAAGGAUUCGACACCCUGGCCGUCAUGGUUGACAAAUGGAGGUGA